Molecule: messenger RNA, 2631 nt
Organism: Setaria italica (foxtail millet)
Lineage: Eukaryota; Viridiplantae; Streptophyta; Magnoliopsida; Poales; Poaceae
Exons: 10
Coding region: 272-2401 (709 amino acids)
Molecular function (GO): protein binding
Source: RefSeq, a predicted model, not a curated record
GGGCGCAAUAAUGCGGGCGCAGGGGAGCACAGCGGCAUCACUGCUGCGGCAGUAAUGGCCGGCCGGUUCCACCACGGCGUCUACUAGAGAUACUUCGAGCCCACCCCUUCCUUGAUCCCUUCACCACCCGCUCCGGAUCGCGCCUGGCCCCCAAGCGCACCCCAGCAUCUUUGCCGAGCGGCGCCGUUCAUUGGGUGGCGAGGCGACCCCGGCUCUCGGUGUGGUCUCCGCCGGCGUUGCUCUGGUUGUUGCGAUUGAGGAGGGCGGCGCCAUGGGCAUCUCGGCGAGGUGGCUUAAGUCGUUGGUUGGGCUGAGGAAGGUGGAGCGCCAGCAGCAGCGUAAGGAGGAUGAAGCUAUCGGACAAAUGAAAAAUGACGCCACAGACCAGAUUCACGGCCAGAAUCUGCACUUCCAAUAUGAUAGCUGCCUUGCUGCACAAGAAGAGUUUCCAGAAGUUGCUAAUGGAAAUGGUUCACUGGAAGGUGAUUCGGAUGUACCUUCAUGUUUGGAACCCACUUGUGGUUCACCUCAUGUUCCACUUCCUCAAACUGAAGAUGGACUCAAUGAGAUCUGGGCUGCUACAGUUAUUCAGACAGCAUUUAGAGCUUUCCUGGCUAGGAGAGCCCGUCGAGCUUUAAAAGGGCUGGUUAGGCUUCAAGCCCUUGUAAGAGGUCAUAUCGUGAGAAAGCAGGCUGCUACAACGCUCCGUUGUAUGCAAGCUUUGGUCAGGGUUCAAGCCCGUGUUAGAGCAAGGCGUGUUCGCAUGGCUUUGGAAAACCAGACUGAUCAGCAAAAUAGUUCACCUGAGCAAACAAACGAGGCACAUGUUAGAGAAAUUGAGGAUGGCUGGUGUGAUAGUAUGGGUUCUGUGGAAGAUAUCCAAGCAAAACUUUUGAAAAGGCAGGAAGCUGCAGCUAAACGUGAGCGAGCCAUGGCUUAUGCUCUUACUCAUCAGUGGCAAGCAAGUGCAAGACAAGCUACAACAUUUGAACCUGACAAGAACAACUGGGGCUGGAAUUGGCUAGAGAGAUGGAUGGCUGUUCGUCCUUGGGAGAGUCGGUUCCUUGGCGCUUACACAGCAGAUGGAAGUGUCAUGGUUAAUGAAUUCAGGCAACCUGACAGAAAUGCAACCAAGACCCCAUACAGAAAACCUGUUAAAAAGUCGGAUUCAACUCUUCAAUCAAACACACUGAACCGGAAGGUCUUCCCGUCGAACUCAGAGGGUGGUGGCUCCUCGACAAACCGUUCCAGUGGUUCUGUAUCAGCUAAAUCUAGGCUGAAGGUGUUAACCAGAGAAGGUUCUGAUGAAGCUUCAUCUCGUCCUUCAGGACUUGGUGUGCGUUCCACUAGUAAUCCAAAGGAGAGGACUCCCACUGGUAAUCCAAAGGAGAGGAUUGGGGAUUUGGAUUGUCAAGGUCAUAAAAGACUGUCCUUGCCUGGCAGUGGUGUAGAAGCUGGCAAACGUCUGACAAAGAAAGCCACGGCUAACCGAUCCCUGAAGCCUACAAAAGAGCACCGAAUGUUGCAGUCAAGGCAUCACCUUGCCAGUUCCAUUGAUCCGUUGCCCAACAGAGUUGAGCUGGAGACUACCGGAUUACCGGAACCUCCCUCUCGUCAACGUCCCUCGUCCGUCGCGCUCAAGGAAACCCCACCCCAGUUGCGCGCUAUGGCGGCGACGUCGCCGAGGCGCGCGUCGGUGGCUGCCGCCGUUGCCACCGCCGUGCUCCUCCUCCUCGCGUCCGUGGCCGCGGGCGACGACCGCAACGGCGUGUACGACCCGUGCGCGGACACGACGGUGGGGCGCGGCGACGGGUUCACCUUCGGUGUGGCCUUCACGGGCCGCGACGCCUUCUUCUCCGGCGGCGUGCAGCUCUCCCCCUGCGACAGCCGCCUCGGUCUCUCCAACCGCGCCCAGGUCGCGCUCUUCCGCCCCCAGGUCGACGAGAUUUCGCUCCUCACCAUCAACUCCUCUUCCUUCGACCCGUCAUCUUCUGGUGGGUACAUGGUAGCUUUCGCCGGGAGGAAAUACGCCGCGAGGUCAGCUCCGGUGUUCGUUGGCAACAGCUCCUACACGGUGACCAGCUUUACCCUGGUGUUGGAGUUCCAGAAGGGCAGGCUGGAGAACCUGUUCUGGAAGGACGGCGACUGCAAGUCGUGCUCCGGGCGCGCGGACUUCGCGUGCGUGGACAAGAGCUGCGCGGUGAAGACGACGAGCUGCAAGGGCAAGGGCGGGCAGGCGGACUGCAGCCCCGGGAUCCAGCUGGCGUUCUCGGGCACGGACAAGCACGAGGACGUGCUCAACUCGUGGUACGAGGUGUCCAAGCUCCGGCAGUACUCCCUGUUCGGGCUCUUCUCCAACCUCAAGGACUCGCUGGCCAGCCAGUUCAGCAGCUUCUUCUAGAGCCCGGAUCGAUGGGAUGAGCGAGACCAGAGAUAUCGUUCUGUAUGUUCGUUGAUCUGUUGUGCCGAACUACGCUAGCAUGUGCAUGUUUAGUGAAUGGAGUACUUCUGUUUGUUCAUUACCUAUCGAUCCUUUUAUAUGUAGAAGAUGUAUGCCUACAUGUGGUUGGUAUAAUGCAUACGAGACAGUUCUUCAGUUUUGAUUUUUAUUCUUAAACAUGUUCCGCGCCA